GAGGGGUCAAGGGUCACGUCCCCUGUCACGUGACUUUGCAAGCAGCUGAUCUGAGGGAGACAAACUGGAGGAUCCAGAGUGAAAAAAUUAAUCAACAAGAGGAAGACUGGGGCUUAUGGCCUGCUGAAGGUCACUGGAUACUCCUCGUAGAUUUAGAGGAUUUUCUUCCUCUUUUCCACCAGCUGUUGGAUUAUUUCCCCACCCCCUUCCUCCUCUCCGAAUAACCAAACAUGUCAGGCAAGGAAAGGAUUGAGAUCUUUCCAUCGCGGAUGGCACAAACUAUUAUGAAGGCCCGCUUGAAAGGUGCUCAGACUGGUCGCAACUUAUUGAAGAAAAAGUCUGAUGCUCUUACACUGCGUUUCAGACAAAUCCUGAAAAAGAUUAUAGAGACUAAGACACUGAUGGGUGAGGUCAUGAGGGAAGCAGCCUUUUCCUUAGCUGAAGCCAAAUUCACUGCUGGAGACUUCAGCACUACUGUGAUCCAGAACGUGAACAAGGCACAAGUUAAGGUCCGAGCUAAAAAAGACAACGUAGCAGGUGUUAUACUACCAGUGUUUGAACAUUACCAGGAAGGAGGAGACAGUUAUGAGUUGACUGGCUUGGCCAGAGGUGGAGAACAACUGGCUAAACUCAAGAGAAAUUAUGCAAAAGCAGUGGAGCUUCUGGUUGAACUGGCAUCACUGCAGACUUCCUUUGUGACACUGGAUGAAGCCAUUAAAAUUACCAAUAGGCGUGUAAAUGCAAUUGAACAUGUGAUAAUUCCUCGGAUAGAGCGCACAUUGUCCUAUAUCAUAACUGAGUUGGAUGAGCGAGAAAGGGAGGAAUUUUACAGAUUGAAAAAGAUUCAGGAAAAGAAAAAGCAGUUGAAAGAGAAGAAAGACAAAGAACAGGAGGGUCAGAUGCUAAAACAUGCCAGCGCACCAGCCAACCUGCUUGAAGAAGAAAAGGAUGAGGACCUGCUGUUUGACUAAUGUUACUCUGGCUUUAGUUGCCUGUUAUUCAUUGAAAUAGCAAGCAUUUUGGGCUUGACUAUUAACACUUGUGAUGUAUUUGUAUAUUUGUCAUAUUUAAUGCAAGUGGUUUGACCUGCCAACCCAGGUGACUGUCAGAUGAAUGCUGUGUUUUGCAGGUUCACGGUUUUUUAUUUUACAUGUAAACAAUUGAUUUCUCGCAUGUUGUCAUCAGUGCCUGUGGGGUCAUAAAUGUUUUCCAACUACCUAAUUAUUCACUGUGUUAAAAAUUGCUCGGAGUCAAUAAAGUACAUUCCCUUGCACAUUUUGAGUCUGCACUAGAUGGGUCAAUAAUAGUUUGGAAGAUUUCAUUUAAAAUGUAACUGAAUACCCAUUUAUUGAGAAUUAUCAUUAGAUAGGGCAAUAUGCAACCUAUAUUAUACCAUUCAGUAUAAUUCAUUCCUUUUCACUAUGCAGCAAUUGAUUAUUUUUAAAUAGCCAUUAAUAAGUGUUAAAUCCGCUUUUAGUGAGCCCUCUAUAUACUCCGGUUCAUGUGUUCUCUUUCCCAAAACCAUAUUAACUUGCCUGUUGGCUGGGAGGGGAGAACAUGGAUAAAGUGUGUAUAUUGUUAAACUAAGACUUGUACAAUAUGACAUGGUUUAUUGGGAAGGUCCCCUGUGAAAUCAGUCAACUCCAAGAAUGGUAGCCCUCCUUAACCCUUAACAGUUGAUUAUUUGAUCAGUGGGAGGGGGAAGGUUAAAGAAGAACAUCCCAGCUGAGCAGUCUUUCCUCAUCUAUCACUUAAAUGCAUUAAUUGCCAAGAAGGAUUCUCUGGAUCAGAAACAGGGACUCUGCCUGAUCUUUUUCUCCAAUCCAAGCUCAUGAUUAAAUAGUUGUAAUGUCCUGCUCCUGUCCUGAGGCUAAGUACAGUUUUCUUCCUGAUUGUCUAGGAUUUGACCUAAAUAGCAAAAUACUGUGGAUGCUGGACAUCUGAAAGGAGAACAAAAAGUGUCGAAACACUGGCAGCAUUUGUGGAGAGAGAAACAGUUAAUGUUUUGAGUCCCAAAUGACUUAUUUUGAAGAGUCAUAUUGGACUCAAUAGUAAUUUUUUUUCCCCACAGAUGUUGCCAGACUUGCUGUGGAUUUGACCCAAUCCUGACUAUAAAAGCAGUACCUUUUAGUGAAAAGGCAGAGGCCAAAGAUGUGUUGAGGUGUCCAAUUGACUUUAUCAUAAACCUGGAGAGAAUGUAAUGGCUUACUGUCUUAAAGUUAGAUGAGCAAUGCUAAGUAACCUCUUUCAAAAGCUGUUAUGAUUGCUGCCCCACCAUUUAGUUGGUGUACCUAUGUAUCCUUGAAUAGUUGUGAUCUGAAGCUUAACUAUUGCACAGAGUAAUUAUUGAAAUAAAAUGUUUUGUGCUGUA
This is a messenger RNA of Carcharodon carcharias (great white shark), 2371 nucleotides long. RefSeq names its product ATPase H+ transporting V1 subunit D (gene atp6v1d). NCBI's taxonomy places the organism in Eukaryota, Metazoa, Chordata, Chondrichthyes, Lamniformes, Lamnidae. The transcript has 9 exons. Gene Ontology annotation, cellular component: proton-transporting V-type ATPase complex. The coding region runs from base 231 to 971 and encodes 246 amino acids. The record is from RefSeq and is a predicted model, not a curated record. Gene Ontology annotation, molecular function: proton-transporting ATPase activity, rotational mechanism.